AUGUGGUGUUGCUGCUUCUGCCCGGCAGCUGCUUUGUACCAGGCCGGGAGGGCGGACGAAACGGCCCGUCUCGAAGGUCGGAGGUCGCUGCUGGCGGCGCUGCCAGCGUGUCUGCCUGCGAAGGCUUUGGCCGUGCUUAAGCCAGACGCGGACGCGGACUUCUCUGCUAGCUUGGACAAGUUGGAGAAGAUGGCGAGUACUUCCUACAACGAUCCCCUUGCUUGCAAGAAGCGUGCGGACGGCGAGACCCGGGCCGACUGCCUGGAGCAGGAGGACUGGGAGCUGGAGUGCGAGAGGCGGAAGCAGCAAGGCAAGAAGUGUGUGCCACCUCCCGCAGAUCUGCUGAGCUACCGAUAG
Messenger RNA from Effrenium voratum, 357 nucleotides. Lineage: Eukaryota; Dinophyceae; Suessiales; Symbiodiniaceae. The record is from the annotation of a GenBank genome assembly.